UUUCUUUACAUCUAAGACAAAUUUAAAUCAUCAGUCGUGAAGCCACAUCCACGGUUAACGUACUAACUUCCUAUUUAUUCAAAACAGUCGAAUCUGAAAUGGUUCAUGCAUUAAUAUAUUUGAUAACAUAAUUUGAUCUAUUGAUUUUAAUCGCGGGAUUAUAAAGAACCUGACGUAGUAUUUUGCAAUGACUCUUGGCAAACGGAUUUGUUUCUUACUUGUAUUCUUCGCACCACGUGUCAAGACUGAUCUCUGGAGAAAAGUAGCGAAUCACCCAGCAUGGAAUAUCUUGGAUACGUUUGAGUGUGGAUUCAGUGCAUCCGACCGUAUCAUUGGUGGAUUCAAUGCUGCUCUUGGACAGUUCCCGUGGAUCGUACGACUAGGAUACUCCUUAUCUGAAGAGCCGGAGCUGGAGUGGAUGUGCGGAGGGGCGCUGGUGACGGACAGACACGUGGUCACCGCCGCGCACUGCGUGCAGCCGGCGGACGACUUCACGCUGACUACCAUACGUGUAGGCGAACACAACACUGAAACCAACCCAGACUGCGAGAUGCAAGUGUGCGCGCCACCGCUCCAGGAUCGGAAGAUCAAGACCAUCAGGAGUCACUCCCAGUUCAACAAGCCCGCGUUCCACAACGACCUGGCCAUCAUUGUGAUGGAUAAGCCGGUUCAACUUAAUGAUUAUGUGUCCCCGAUAUGCUUGCCUCGCGAGGAUCAGUUGGCUGCUCUCCGCUUAGGCGAGCUGGUGACGGUGGCUGGGUGGGGCACCAUGAACAUGACUACCGAGCAACGAGCAAAGAUACUGCAGUAUGUAGCCGUGCCGAUAGUGAAGCCAGAGACAUGCAAUAUCAUCAGUCAAAGUUUCCGCGUGACAGACACGGAAAUAUGCGCAGGCGCACAACACAACAAGGAUGCUUGCGGAGGCGAUUCAGGAGGACCGAUGAUGAAGGUUUUUGAUACACCAGAUGGACCGAAGAAUGUGCUGGUAGGUGUGGUGUCAUUCGGACCAACAAUAUGCGGGAUCAAGAAACCCGCAGUCUACACUUCAGUGCCACAUUUUCUCAAAUGGAUACUAGACAAUAUCAUGAAAUAAACCAAUUUUUAUGGA
Molecule: messenger RNA, 1108 nt
Organism: Maniola jurtina (meadow brown)
Lineage: Eukaryota; Metazoa; Arthropoda; Insecta; Lepidoptera; Nymphalidae
Product: CLIP domain-containing serine protease 2-like
Exons: 8
Coding region: 188-1093 (301 amino acids)
Biological process (GO): proteolysis
Molecular function (GO): serine-type endopeptidase activity
Source: RefSeq, a predicted model, not a curated record